CUCAUUAACUUUCUGUUUCUCUUCUCUCUCUUAAGUUGAAACUUGAAAAAUCAGAUUCCUUUUAUAUUAUUCCUCAAACCAUUUCUGAUUUUCCCUUACAUUUUCUUCCUUAAAUUCCCAAGAAACAAACACUCUUUUCUUUCCCUUUUCUUUCUUCAAAAUUCCUCAGAUCUCUCUCUCAAAAAUGAGAGAUUUUGUUUCUUGUUUUAGUGAACACUCCAUUAACAUUUCUCAUCCUUCUUGCUCUAGCUACUCCAAUGCCGCCGUCGCCGCCGUCUCUGCCGUCGUAUCUCCUCCCUCGCCGUCAGUGAAAACAGCCGUCACAAGUCUUUACGCCACCACUCUCUCCGCCGCCCACAAUCAAACGAUGAUGAUUUCAGUGACGUGGAUGAAAACCCACUCCGCUCAAAGCUUAGCCAUAAAUUUCACCCAAUCUCCGGCCGCCAUAGCCUUCAAACUCGACACAACCGCCCGAUUCUUCAAGAAAAACAAAGGGUCAAAGUCCUACGACUUUCAAUCCUCCAAAAUCGAAAUCCUCUGGGAUCUCGCCGCCGCCAUUUACGACGGUGGACCGGAACCUAUUUCAGGAUUUUACGUUUUGAUAACAGUAGACUCAGAAAUCGCUUUAAUUUUGGGGGAAAUUCCGGAUUCUUCACGUUUUAACGAGGACCCAGAAGGGCGAAAAUGGUGGUUGAUUUCAAGAACAGAGCACUGCUCUGGAAAUACUCUGUUUUCAACGAGAGCAAAGUUCAGUGAAAAUGGGGUAAUUCAUGAGAUCUCGAUCAGAUGCAGUGGAGAAGAAGAAGGGGGGAAAAGGCAAACGCCGGGAUUGUGGGUCUGGAUCGAUAAGAAAGCCGUGAUAAGAGUGAAGAGAUUGCAAUGGAACUUUAGAGGAAAUCAGAGUAUUUUUGUUGAUGGGUUGUUGGUGGAUUUGUUGUGGGAUGUUCAUGAUUGGUUUUUCGGGUCAGCCAUGAAUGGAUUUGGAGUGUUCAUGUUUAGAAGGAGGAGUGGAUUGGAGAGUAGGCUGUGGUUGGAAGAAGAGAAGAAUAUCAUUUCUAAUAAUCAUCAUAUUCAAAAGAAUUUGGAUUUUUCAUUGUUGAUCUAUGCAAGUAAGACUUCAUGAUUCUGGAUUCUUUCUUCUUCUUCUUCUUUUCUUUAUGUUUUGAAUUUAUGAGUAGAAUUCUUUGAAGAUAGUGAGAGAUGAGUUUUCUCUCUAUGUCUCUCUUCAUUACAUCUCUCUCUCUCUCUCUCUCUCGCUCUCUCUUAUCUUUUUUUUCUUUCUUAAUUUUAUGUUAACCCACCCGUAUAUUUAUGUUGACACAAAUGUAGUGGUGAAGUUUUGAAUCUCUAAUGAAAAUUAAGGAUAUCUUUGUACAUA
Cucumis sativus (cucumber) is the source of this 1378-nucleotide messenger RNA. RefSeq lists its product as uncharacterized. The record is from RefSeq and is a predicted model, not a curated record. The transcript has a single exon. NCBI's taxonomy places the organism in Eukaryota, Viridiplantae, Streptophyta, Magnoliopsida, Cucurbitales, Cucurbitaceae. The coding region runs from base 185 to 1123 and encodes 312 amino acids.